This is a messenger RNA of Columba livia (rock pigeon), 5605 nucleotides long. RefSeq names its product dimethylarginine dimethylaminohydrolase 1 (gene DDAH1). Bases 579 to 1142 code for a protein of 187 amino acids. Lineage: Eukaryota; Metazoa; Chordata; Aves; Columbiformes; Columbidae. The record is from RefSeq and is a predicted model, not a curated record. The transcript has 6 exons. Gene Ontology annotation, biological process: arginine metabolic process; positive regulation of nitric oxide biosynthetic process. Gene Ontology annotation, molecular function: dimethylargininase activity; amino acid binding.
GGGCAGGAAAUUCUUUGGAAUUCCUGUUUUUCACGCAAUCUGUCUAUCAUGAUUUAGGAGAAUUGUGCUGGAGGAGCCAACUGGCGUUAUACUGCAGUUUGCUCCUUUAUUGAAAAAAGCCCAGCAGUUGAGUCUGCUACCCAACGGCGUUACAAUAAGUCCCCAUUCCAGGGAUUUUUCUUUGCAAAUGAGAUUAUUGUUCCUAACACAAGUUUGGGGUUUUUUUCGGUCGCCUUCAAGGCUGGAAGGUGGAGAAGCAGAUUCAGAGGAGAUGCGAAACUUUGCAAAAAACCCUCCAAAGCUCAUGAAAAGCAGAGAGGGGAGGGGGCGAGGGAGACAGUAGAGAGGGAGGGGAUGCGAAGAGGAGGGGGAUGUGAUUAACCUGUCUGCGUAGCAUUUCCAUACAGUAAGUGUCUGUGCGCUGCUCGUAAAGGAUGGGCAUUUAGGGAGGGGACGCGGCAGCAGCCCAGCUGCUCGGAGGAGCGAAGCCCAGACGUCUCGUCGCCUGCCCGGUGCCACAGCCGAAAGGGUUACUACAGAAAGGACCGUUUCACGGGGAUUGAGUGGGGACUGUGCACAUGGCUGCGGUUGAAGCCAUGAAGAGAGCACUAGAAAGUCUCAACCUCAAUAUAGUAGAGAUGGUAGAUGAAAAUGCAACCUUGGAUGGUGGAGAUGUCUUAUUUACAGGCAGAGAAUUUUUUGUGGGUCUUUCCAGGCGGACAAAUCAACGUGGUGCAGAAAUUCUGGCUGACACAUUUAAGGAUUACGCUGUCUCCACAGUCCCUGUUCAUGAUGCUUUGCAUCUGAAGAGCUUUUGCAGCAUGGCUGGACCAAACUUGAUUGCUAUCGGAUCAAGUGAAGCUGCACAGAAAGCUCUCAAGACCAUGCAGCAGAUGAGUGACCACCGCUACGACAAGCUGACGGUGCCUGACGAUGCCGCAGCGAACUGCAUCUACUUAAACAUUCCCAGCAAAGGGCACGUCCUGCUGCACCGAGCCCCCGAGGAGUACCCAGAGAGUGCAAAGGUAUUUGAAAAACUGAAGGACCACAUGCUGAUCCCAAUAGCCAACACAGAACUGGAGAAAGUAGACGGGGCACUCACCUGUUGCUCGGUGCUUAUUAACAAAAGUUCAGAAUUAUGAGUUUACAGAGUCCCUCCCUUGUAACUGGCAAUAAUGUUACACACAAGGUAGACGAAUCUGUACCCACACUUUUAUUGUUUUUAUUGACAAUCUACUGUACCACUGUGCUACUAACCCUUGUUUACAAACUUUUGCUUUGUGUAUUUUUAUUAUGUCCUUGCAGAUGGUAUUUAAGGUGGACGUACAGUUUCUUGGGGGGCACAUAACUCUGAAGUAUGUUAGUCCCGUGGGCUAGCAGAAGACAAUUAUAACGUCUAACCCCUAGCUUUAGUGAUUUAACAUAUCUGUGUGAAAAUUUUAUGAAAACCAACUAAUUCUCAAUAUUUCAAGCACCUCUGUUGUCUUUCACUGUUCCAUUCUCCUGUCUUUUUUCUCUUGCUUCCUUGCUCUGCAUCUUUUUUCCCUUCCUUGGUCCUCUUUACUUACAGUGAUGCAAGGUAUUGGUUGGACUGAAGAAAACUUGGUGAGCUUAUGAACUUGUUGCGCUGUGUGGUAGAGAAGCUUUCCGCACACUGGCUGCUUCAGUGGGCAAUGGGCUGUGCUCACUGUCUCAGCUGUAUCGUGUUGCUGCUGCUGGGCAGAGUUGUGGCUGGAGUUGGUUUCAGAUGCCAGGCAGCACCUUUGGAAAAAGCUUCCUCCAAUGUGAGCGUUCAAGGGCAAUGUCUGCCUGGGAAACUUGAAAAACAGAAAAAGAGAGAGUGGUGAAGCCACACAAGAUACAUCCUGAAAGCUUGGGUUGCAGUUUGCUGCUAAUACCGUGGCUUUCAAUUUGGCAAGAAUGGAACAGGAGUUUUUAAAAAGGCCUGAUCCCAGGGAGUACCCAGACCACAAAAAUGAAAAGCUGAGAUGCUUUUGGAAAAGUCAAACUUACAAAAGUAAUGGGGUCUUUUGUUUUUGUUUUGUUUUGGUUUACUUCUGUCUCUCCUUUCUGUUUUAUCCGCACUUUUGGAGGCCACUUACUAGCAAAAUUCAAAAGAAAAUGGUGAUAGGAGGAGUUGAAGGACAGCUAUUCCUGGAUUAUGCUCAUGAAUAAGGGAAGCUAUUUUUUCCUGAAAGACUGGCAUUUGUAUUUUAUAUGCCCUUGGGGUAGUUUUCCUUGGAACAAUAACUUUUUUUUUUUAAUUGCAUGAAUAUUUACUGUGGUAUUCAGUUAAAACAAAUACAAUUUUUGUAGCAAAUUCCACAACAUGUUUACCCACUGAGUCAUACUUUUUUUUCCCCACCACAGUAAAGUGAAGCAUACCCCAUUGUAUUCACAUGCUUCUUGUUAAAUCAUUUGUAAACUAAGGAUGGAGAAAUUCCCAAACAGAGGCAGUAGUGGGAACUCUCCAGAGACUGACAAAUAGCCUGAACACGUUAUCAACUUCCUAGACGUCUCCUCCGCCUUUCCUGAACCACUUGUGGCGUGUUGCUAAGGUACAGUAAGAAGUGAGCAGGGGUGGCUCGGGCAGUGUUGUCUGCAGGAAAGCAAACAGCAGUCACGGAGCGCACACGGGGAUAUCCUCUGGAAACCUGCAUGCUUCUCUGCGCGCUCAUCGAGGAAACGCAAGUACUCAUACCCGUAGGUACUCCUCAGCUUAUCUCUCACCUCAUCGCAGUGGCCAAUGAGGAGGAAACCUCCUUGCAGCUACCAGAGUAUAUCUGAUGCUUUGUGGGCACACUGUGUGUUGUGAUGACAAGAGGGAGAGCGCAAUGAUGAGCAAAUGUAUGUAGAAAGAGAGCAUGUCCCAAAGGAAGCCUUCUGCCCGCCAGACAGCAAGUGCUGUUUUUAUGGCUGUGUGCUGUCCCAAAGGGUUCUCCUAAUGCUUCCCCUUUGUCUCCUCCAUUCCCAUGUGCCAUCACUUAAGCCUGACACAGGUGAGCAGGCUCUAAGGAUGUAAACAUUGCAGUGGGGAAUCUUUUUCUACCUUCCCUUAGUGCUUUUUAAAUAUCUGAUAAAGCAUCUUGCAUUUUAAAAUGACUUGACAUUAAAAAAAGGUUUUGUGCCAAAAAGUGACCCUGCAGUAUUUGACUGUGACCUUAGAGGCAAGACGUACUCUGUUAAAAACCUGCACAGAGUGGGAGCUGUUGAACAAAGCCAGAACAGGAUCCCCUCUGACCUGUUCCUGGCCCCCAUCCAUGUCGUUCAUCCCCUCUUCUCUUCUCUCACAAGGGAACCAGAGCAUCCAGCUGCACUAGGACAGCAUUAGGCUUUGAGAUUCCUAUUAAUUCAUCUGUCAAACUUUCUGUUGUGUGUUGGUUAGUUCGGUGGGUUUUUUUCCUCCUCUUCCAACCUCUCACACCUUUAACUUGCCUCUCUCACCUUUAACUUGCUUCUCUCUUCCUUGGACUCUCGUUUCUAGUUUAUGGCGUGAUGAGCACUUUUCUCUUUCAAUCCCAAGUGAUUUUACAUCUGUUGCCUCAGUUCUACUUGAGUUUUUUUUUUCUGCGCUCCUUCCUCUUUGCUGUUCACUCCAAAAUACCACAGUCCACAGUGGACUAUUGUAAAUUCACUCCCACCUUGAGUAGGUGCGAGGAGAAACUGAGAGGUCUGCUUUGGCUCUGAGCAAUUUCUUUUGAGCUGGAAGGAUGACUGUCAACAGGAGCUGUAGACCCAGAGAGUGGCAAGGAUGAGUCCUCUUCUGUAGGAUUAUUCCAGCAAAGGGAAACAUUUGUGAUGGACAUUGUUGACAUCUUGUGUUCCUGAAAGCAAUAGAAUAGGUGACAAUUUCCCUGGCUCCCCAAGAGAGGGAGAUGGGGAGUUGGGAUCUUAGAGCUGGGAAAUAUCUGCACUGACAGGGAGGCUGAUCUUUCACCUGGUGCCAUUUAGAUUUCCUUGCCUUCAGGGCUGCAUUUUGCUAUACAGAAAGAGCAAAGGAGGGGCUGAGGGACCUGAAGUCCCUCAGGUGAUAUUUUCAAGUUGUGUUCAAACUGUCUAACUUCAGACACAGAAUUUAGGUGCUCUAAAUCACACAUGCUUUCUCUCUGUUGAUCUCAGUAGACAUCCCAUCUCCUAACAUAGAUCCUCUAAAUCACAUCUUAGCCUGCUGCCAAAAGUUACCUAAGCUGGCUAGUGGGAUUGCCCUCACCUCUCUGCCUUUAGCCUUAUUUUUUAUUCUGGCGUUUUAAAGCAAAAACAUUAAGAGCACUUCUGUUAGCACAUUUGCAGUAUGGUACUAAGAACUAAAAUCAUGCCAAAUCCUCCUUGUUCUUGCUGUUUGCUAGUUUUUCUGUUGCCCAAAUGAAGAAUUCAGUUGUAAGGACAUUAAUGCUGUGAUACAUAUGCAUCUAACAGGCAUCCUGUACAUCUUGUCAUCAGAGCAUUUCUCAGAUGCCUGAUACAAAUCAUCAUCCUUGAUUAACAUAAAUAAUAAAAUCCCAAACCAAAAAAAGGAGACGAGACACUGAGCACUAAUAGCUGCCCACAUAAAACACUUGAUAACAACUGUCAGGCUAUAUGACACAACAGGCCAGCAUAGAAGUUCUUGUGGUUAAUAGCUCAGCAAUGGGGCUUGAAUUACUCAUCAAAGGUUUUUUUUCCUUUGAGCAGUCAGUUUAGCUCAGUUCAAAUGAAAGAGCUACAAUGUGCAUUAUAGAUCUUUCAUGGAUGUUCUCUUCACCAAGAGUUUAGGGCGAGCUGUGAUAUGUGGGUUUCUUUCUUGACUAGAAUGUGAAUACAGUGUCUCUCUCUGCAACAAAAAUGUGAAUGCAUACUGUACCUUAGAAGAUAAACUUGAAUUCUUCCAUUUCUGAAUAUUUUGUCUUUUCCAUGCUAACACACUCCUUUUCGGUCUUAAAUAGAUGCCACUGUAUGAAGCUAUGCUCUGAUUAUUUUUUGGUGAUUUCCAUGUGAUAGGUACAGAACUCAUAGGCAACACUAUGUCCAGUUUUAAAAUCAAAAGGUCAGUGCACAGAAUGCUGUUUGUUCACAGCAGGAUGAAAUGUGGGGAAAAAAAUGAGCAUUUGAUUUCAUUCAGCUUCUUACACAUUAUACCAAUGAAGUCAGAGCCGAAUUACCUUGAUUAAAAACAGUAACAUUCACAUGGAACCAUCUGGGGAAAAUAAUUUAAGAUUCUCUAUUUUUGCUUUUAUCAGUAAGGAAGCUGAAAAGAUAAGACUGCCUAAAGAGUGGUGUUUGUUAAGUGAUUGUGAACAAAGUAUCAUGGGACCUCAUGUAUUUUCUGAAAAGUUUUAACUGGAGGUUUGAUGUAACUUGUAUAGAGUUGCAUGUGAAUUGUGUUAGUUACCGUUUACAUUGUAUUGUUCUGCAGUGCACAAAUAGGACUACUGAACACAGAGGUGUUACAUUUCAUUAAACUUAAAAUCUUGUUGCAGUAUGUAGUUCCCCACUUUUUGUGCCAAAAACAUCAAUACAUUCCAUAAUCUGUUCUAAUAGAGGUUUGCACUUUUUUUUUUUGGUGACUCUUGCAGUUUCAAUACUAUAUAUCCCCAUCAUGAAGGAAUAAAAUGUCAGUUGUACUGUG